Caenorhabditis angaria is the source of this 1121-nucleotide messenger RNA. Lineage: Eukaryota; Metazoa; Nematoda; Chromadorea; Rhabditida; Rhabditidae. The record is from the annotation of a GenBank genome assembly.
AUGAGAACCGUUAUUCUCAUCGCAUCACUCAUCGCUGUUUGCGUCGGAAGCUCAUUGGAAAUCCUCUCCUCGCCAUCAUCUGUCAAAUUUCCAAGCACUUCUGGAUCAACCUUGAAGACAACCGAUCUUUCGACCCUCAAUGAAUAUAUUCUUGGACUCUCAAGCAAACCAGUGUCUGGAUUCGAUGUUGAAGUUGAUAUUUUCUCGAGACCACGUGCUCUUGCGCUGAUCACUGUUGAUGGAAUUGAUAGUUUGAACUUGGGAGAGACCUAUAAUGUUGAUGCUGUGAGUUUUUUUGAAAUUGAAAAACAUACUCUUCAGCACAGUUUAUUUUGAAAUCCACCAAAAAUAAAUCAAAAUUAAAUGUUUCAGGAUGGAAUCGAGACAUCUGGAUUAGAACAAGAUUUGGCUUUGACCUUCGGAAAUGAUCGUCAAUCAGUUCAAGUCACCGCUGGAGGAAUCACUGGAUCUCAACUCGCCCUCAAUGCUAAACAACAAACCGUUGAAACUUCAGCCUUCAAAACCAAGAGCACUCAAUUGCUCCGUGAACUCGAAGCUGUUUCUCAAUUGUCUGCUGCUAUCAAAGCAUCUGGAGCUAAACUCGAUAACAAUGCUGAUGUUUUCCGCGUCAUUAUCACUGGAUUAUCCGCGAUUACCGAUGAAACUGAAAGACAAGCUGCUAUCAGCGACAUUCAAACAGUUAUCAAUGAAUUGAACGCCGCUCUCAACUCUGCUUAUGGAAGUCAAGCUGUUGUUGAAGUUGUUACUAGCGCUGGAUUGUUGAAUAACAAUAGCUCAUCAUCGGAAGAUAUCCCAAGUCACAAGAUUUCAAAGAGAGAAGCUGCUGUUGACGCAAAUCCACUUGAGGCCGGCAGAAGAACUUACAAUGUUGCCGUUGCUGUUUCAAGCGAUUAUCCAGCCAUUUUCGCUAUCUUCCUCGGACUUGUCGUUAUUCUCACCUUGGUAAGUUCAAUUUAAACUGUAAUUUUUUUUUGAAAACAUCCAAAGAAACGAACUUUUUCCAGGCUUUGAUCUACAUUGUCGUUGGAAUGUUGUCAAUGGACCCAGGAAAGGAUUCAAUCAUCUACCGUAUGACAACCACUCGUAUGAAGAAGGAUUAG